Molecule: messenger RNA, 345 nt
Organism: Salvia miltiorrhiza (redroot sage)
Lineage: Eukaryota; Viridiplantae; Streptophyta; Magnoliopsida; Lamiales; Lamiaceae
Exons: 1
Coding region: 1-345 (114 amino acids)
Source: RefSeq, a predicted model, not a curated record
AUGGAAGAGUUAGAUGAGCUACGCAACAAGGCGUACGAGAAUGCGAGGAUCUACAAGGAUAAAGUGAAGCGACUACAUGACCGCCGCAUUUGCCACAAGAAGCUUUGCCAUGGAAUGAAGGUGCUCUUGUUCAAUUCUCGACUUAAGUUAUUUCCGGGAAAGCUGAAAUCUAGGUGGAGUGGUCCGUUUUUACUUAAGGAGGUGUUUGAGCAUGGUGCCGUUGAACUAUUCAAUGAAAACACGAAUGAGAGCUUCAGAGUGAACAGCCACCGAGUGAAGCCAUAUUACGAGCACCAGAGCUCGUCCAUGGUGGUGGAGUCUCACACUCUGCACGAUCCUCAUUGA